Molecule: messenger RNA, 2413 nt
Organism: Phyllopteryx taeniolatus (common seadragon)
Lineage: Eukaryota; Metazoa; Chordata; Actinopteri; Syngnathiformes; Syngnathidae
Gene: fbxo15
Product: F-box protein 15
Exons: 9
Coding region: 316-1557 (413 amino acids)
Molecular function (GO): protein binding
Source: RefSeq, a predicted model, not a curated record
AUGACGCUUAACAUCGAUGUUGCUACGGCGACAGGACGCCAGCAGUGUGAAACUGCUGGUCGCUAUCAAGACGAGAAGUUCACGAAGACGCUCAGCGAAUGUUUCAGUGGAAGGUGUCCGACUAAAUAUUGAAAACCGUCAAAGCCGUAUUUGCUAUCACAAAUGCAGUGCUACAAUUAGGAGAAACAAGCGCGAGCAUGUUAGCAUUAAAAGCAACGAAGUCCCAAAGAGCUAACAAACCCUCUCGAGCAUCCCUUCAAAACUUUACGGAAAGACUGCCAUACGAGAUCCAAAAUAAGAUCUUGUCCUACCUGGAUGCUGGCACACUACUCUGCAUCAGCCAAGUCAGUAAAAUCUUCUAUCAACUUGCCAAUGAUGAGUAGGGCAUUAUGGAGAAAUAUAUUCAAGAGGCUGCUAACCAAGAAGCCAAUGCGCAUGGUUGGGGAGAUGCUGGAGAAGACCACAUUGGAGGCUCAAGAUCAGCCUUCAGGUUACUGGAAGCUACGUUACUUUAAAACUCUGGAUGCGUGGAAUAGGAGGAAGUGGAAAACACACAUUGGAGUCAUUAGCCGUCACACAGGGUUGCCCAGUCGCACAGUUCAGAUGCUCAGAAACAUAACCUGGGAGCUGACGGUCACCGACAAAUCAAAGAAUGAAGCCACAUAUGAUCUCAGCUGGCUCCAGUUCUUUGAGAGCUCUGCGGUGCUGUGCUGGAAUGGGAGCCUCUGGCCCGACUUCCAUCAAAUUUCCACCGUUCAGCUCCACGGCGUCAGGAGAGUAGCCCUCAACUGCCCCGGACUCAAGGCACCUGGCUGGAGGUCCCUCAUGGAUGUGGUAGACAUGGAGAGUCUGACUAAAAGCAUGCAGGACUGUGGCCGGGAUCAACUAGUUGAACUGAAGCUAUUGAAGCAUGAUGUUGUCAUGGGGCUUUGGAAGGAGCGACACAGUGUUGCCUUUGUCAUGUUCACACUUCACUUCUAUAGACUACUGGAGAGAAGUACCCAGGGAUCCUCUCUUUGUCCCUACGUGGAGCCCAUGGUCAAAGCCCCAUUUGAUGACAUCGACCCUGAUUAUGGUCUCCAUGGUUACCAGCUAAACAUAGUUCUCCACAGCACUGAAUGUGAGAUCAUGUCUGCAAGUUUCUCUCAGUUAUUCUGCCGAAGAGAUCAGAUCUGCGAUGGCCACCUUCGACUUACAGCCAUUAAUGAGACCUGCUUUUCGCAGCGCACACCUCUAUCAGGAAAUGUCACUCUGCCCUGGAGGUGUGAGGCACUGCGGGGCGAAGUAAAGGAUCGCUGUAUCAUGACUCUGACUCUUCUUGAUGAGUUCAACAAACCCUUUUGGUGUGUCAGCACGCCAGUUGUCAUGAAGCACCUAGAGAUGCCAUGUUCACUUUUCUAUGCCGCGGAACACUUCCUCAUGCACUAUCGGGACUCAGAGGGUCAAGUAUUGAUGAAAUUUGUGCGGAUGGAGCAGCAGAAACAGUUUUUCCUCAUCAACUUAGCAGUUUAUGUGACAACCUGCAAAGUCAACAAGUACUUCAGAAAACAAUACUGAACAUUUACUGCUUCGCAAUUGGAUUGACCUUUCUUUAUUAAAUCACACAUGUCCACAUUCUGAGCACACCAAUAACAUUUGUGUUGGAGUGAGCAGUCACGUAAAGCAGUUGUGUAGGUAAUAGGAUUCCUUCCAUUUUUUAGCCACUAACUUCACUAACCUUUGGUUAGAAAAACCCUAAACCACAUGUAUCAAUAAUAAUGAAUGUAUUAAUUCCUAAAAAACCUUGAAUGCACAGCAUAUUCGCUUCAUGGUGUCUGAACUUCAUCCAGUCAUCCUCCCAAUUAACUUUAGUGCUCGCCCUGUGCUGGUACAUGGUAACCCAGUAAAAUGGUUGAAAAUAAUACACCUACACAAUGAAAUGAGCUCCAAAUCCAAAGUUGUGAUACGUAUAUUGUGUUGCUCAAAUGCUUACACAAGGACAAUGAAUACAUUAAAAGAGAAGUGUGUGCAUAUAUGUUCCUCUUCUAUAAUCAGCAAAAGGACAUUUCACAACAGUGUAUGAAGAAAUUUUUUUACCACAACAAUAUUGAUGCCUUUCUUCAAAGAUUCAAGGAAUUUAAGUGUCAUAACAAUACACAUUUACACAUGAUAUGGCACAAAAUUAGAUACCCAAGGUCCCAGAUUAGCCCAGUAAGUCUCAAGAUUUGUGAAAUAUAAAUAAGAUACAAUAAGAGAAGAUAAUCAAGAUUUUUUUAACAAUAUUUGCAGUGGUGAAUGUGUGCAAAGGUGCAAAUCAGCAAGGAUUUGGAUGCAGCAAAAUACAAAUGCCAGAAGCAUGUAUUGGACAUAAUAUUUCCAUUAUAUUUCUGUGGUCCUUGUAUUUGAAGAGAAUAAAUCUAGCUGUACUGUCUCA